CACGCAGCUCACAGGCCCCCCCCGCCACCCGGCGCCCCCGGUCUCUCACACAGUUAUUCUACAAUUUUCCCCAUCGGAAAUGGCUUCUGUAGCAUUUCGAAACCCUAAUUCGAGGCGCGUGUUCACACUGACUCCACAAAUAUACUCCUCCAGCUGCCGAGUAUCGGCCGCGUCCUCGGCGUUCUCAGUUUCCGAAUCGCCGAUCUCUUCCAAUGAAAUCCCCUCUGUUUCCAACCCUUGGUGGAGAUCCAUGGCGACCUUCACUCGCACAAAACCUCAUGUGAAUGUUGGAACUAUUGGACACGUUGACCAUGGAAAGACUACCCUAACGGCUGCAAUCACUAGGGUCUUAGCGGAAGAAGGGAAGGCUAAGGCCAUUGCUUUUGAUGAAAUUGAUAAAGCUCCUGAAGAGAAAAAGAGAGGAAUUACUAUUGCCACGGCACACGUGGAAUAUGAGACUGUGAAGAGGCAUUAUGCUCAUGUAGAUUGCCCUGGACAUGCUGAUUAUGUUAAAAACAUGAUUACGGGGGCUGCUCAAAUGGAUGGGGGAAUUCUAGUUGUUUCAGCCCCGGAUGGGCCAAUGCCGCAGACAAAGGAACAUAUUCUUCUGGCACGACAGGUCGGUGUGCCGUCGCUUGUGUGUUUUCUUAAUAAAGUCGAUGCCGUCGAUGACCCUGAAUUGCUGGAACUUGUGGAAAUGGAACUACGAGAAUUGCUUAGCUUUUACAAAUUUCCCGGGGAUGAAAUCCCCAUUGUUCGAGGAUCUGCUCUGUCUGCUUUAGAGGGUACAAAUGAAGAAAUAGGGAAAAAGGCUAUCUUAAAACUAAUGGAAGCUGUAGAUUCAUACAUUCCUGAUCCUGUACGCCAACUUGAUAAGCCUUUCCUGAUGCCCGUUGAAGAUGUUUUCACUAUUCAGGGACGUGGUACUGUUGCCACUGGACGUGUCGAACAGGGAGUGAUCAAACCAGGAGAUGAUGUGGAGAUUUUGGGACUUACACAGAAUCCUAGAAAAACUACGGUGACUGGUGUUGAGAUGUUCAAGAAGAUUUUGGAUUAUGGGCAGGCUGGUGACAAUGUGGGUCUUCUUCUCCGUGGCACGAAACGUGAGGAUAUCCAACGAGGAAUGGUCAUUGCAAAGCCUGGCACCACUAAAACAUACACAAAAUUUGAAGCAGAGAUAUAUGUGCUUACAAAAGAGGAAGGUGGUCGCCAUACAGCCUUCUUCUCAAAUUACAGGCCACAAUUCUACUUGAGGACGGCUGAUGUCACUGGUAAAGUUGAGUUGCCCGAAAAUGUUAAGAUGGUUAUGCCUGGGGAUAAUGUGACAGCGACCUUUGAGCUGAUAUACCCAGUUCCACUAGAAUCAGGACAAAGAUUUGCACUGAGGGAAGGUGGCAGAACUGUUGGUGCCGGUGUUGUUUCAAAAGUCAUAAGUUGAGAUGCAAAUACAAGGCUUUUAGGCCGCCUCCUUUCGACUAAUUUUGUUCACCAGAAGAGGUUUAAAAAUGAAGAUUCAUUUGUGACGUUAUUUGCAUGAUGAAGGUUUGUGUCCUAGAAUGGUUACAUUAGCUUGUCCGGGGACUUCUUAUUGAAUGUCAUUCUUCUUAAGGGUUGCUAAUUAGUGAAAUAAAAAACCACCACUUACAUAAGCACAAAAUUCCAAAUCGGAGGACUUGUCAAGAAAAAAAAUCUACCAUCUAGACGGGACACUGCUUGAAUUGUUGCUAUGUCAAAUCUGUAAUAUUUAAAUUGUUAACAAAAUUUAUAAUUGUUCAUAUUGGAACCUGCUUUAAGCAUGAUUUUGAUAAGUACCUUAUCGUAUAUUUGACUAUAUUUUAGUA
Messenger RNA from Olea europaea var. sylvestris, 1841 nucleotides. Its product is annotated as elongation factor Tu, mitochondrial-like. Gene Ontology annotation, cellular component: mitochondrion. The record is from RefSeq and is a predicted model, not a curated record. Gene Ontology annotation, molecular function: translation elongation factor activity; GTPase activity; GTP binding. Bases 80 to 1438 code for a protein of 452 amino acids. Gene Ontology annotation, biological process: mitochondrial translational elongation. The transcript has 12 exons. NCBI's taxonomy places the organism in Eukaryota, Viridiplantae, Streptophyta, Magnoliopsida, Lamiales, Oleaceae.